Messenger RNA from Apus apus (common swift), 1802 nucleotides. Its product is annotated as cuticle collagen 2C-like. NCBI's taxonomy places the organism in Eukaryota, Metazoa, Chordata, Aves, Apodiformes, Apodidae. The coding region runs from base 35 to 1468 and encodes 477 amino acids. The record is from RefSeq and is a predicted model, not a curated record. The transcript is spliced from 3 exons.
GAGGAGAGCAGGGAGAUGUCAGGACCCUGAAGCUAUGGAGACCCUGCAUCCUUGGAGACCCUGCACCCACCUGGAGACCCUGCACCCUUGGAGACCCUGCACCCUUGGAGACCCUGCACCCACCUGGAGACCCUGCACCCUUGGAGACCCUGCACCCACCUGGAGACCCUGCACCCUUGGAGACCCUGCACCCACCUGGAGACCCUGCACCCUUGGAGACCCUGCACCCAUGGAGACCCUGCACUCAUGGAGACCCUGCACCCACCUGGAGAUCCUGCACCCUUGGAGACCCUGCACUCAUGGAGACCCUGCACCCACCUGGAGAUCCUGCACCCUUGGAGACCCUGCACUCAUGGAGACCCUGCACCCACCUGGAGACCCUGCACCCUUGGAGACCCUGCACCCACCUGGAGACCCUGCACCCUUGGAGACCCUGCACCCAUGGAGACCCUGCACCCUUGGAGACCCUGCACCCUUGGAGACCCUGCACCCACCUGGAGACCCUGCACCCUUGGAGACCCUGCACCCACCUGGAGACCCUGCACCCUUGGAGACCCUGCACCCAUGGAGACCCUGCACUCAUGGAGACCCUGCACCCUUGGAGACCCUGCACCCACCUGGGGACCCUGCACCCAUGGAGACCCUGCACCCUUGGAGACCCUGCACCCACCUGGAGACCCUGCACCCUUGGAGACCCUGCACCCACCUGGAGACCCUGCACCCAUGGAGACCCUGCACCCAUGGAGACCCUGCACUCAUGGAGACCCUGCACCUUUGGAGACCCUGCACCCUUGGAGACCCUGCACUCAUGAAGACCCUGCACCCUUGGAGACCCUGCACCCACUUGGAGACCCUGCACCCAUGGAGACCCUGCACUCAUGAAGACCCUGCACCCAUGGAGACCCUGCACCCACCUGGAGACCCUGCACCCAUGGAGACCCUGCACUCAUGGAGACCCUGCACCCUUGGAGACCCUGCACCCACCUGGAGACCCUGCACCCUUGGAGACGCUGCACCCUUGGAGACCCUGCACUCAUGGAGACCCUGCACCCUUGGAGACCCUGCACCCACCUGGAGACCCUGCACCCUUGGAGACCCUGCACUCAUGGAGACCCUGCACUCAUGGAGACCCUGCACCCGCAUGAGGAGUGGGCUCCAUGCGAGGUUCCCGCCCCCCCCCCGAAGCCCCCCGCCCCCUCCCGGUACCGCCCCCAAUAAAGCUGCUUCUCGCCUUCCCAGCCGCUCUUGCCCCCGGGGCAGGGAGGGGACGCGUGGGGAGGGGUCAGGGCCCCGUGCCCCCCGGUGCCCCCCGGUGCCCCCCGGUGCCCCCCGGUGCCCCCCGGUGCCCCCAGCCCCGGUUUCACCAGCGCGGCCGCCCCGAACCGAACCGAGCCGAGCGGGGCCGAACCGGGAGGGGCGGAGCUUCGGGCUCGGCCACGCCCCCCCCCCGGCCGCUCGCAGCCAAUAGCGGGGCGCCCCGCCCGAACCGCGCCCGCCCGCGUGGGGGGGCCGCGCCGGGGGCAGCCGAGCGGGGCCGAACCGGGCCGAGCGGGGCCGAACCGGGCCGAGCGGAGCCGAGCGGGGCCGAACCGGGCCGAGCUGAGCUGAACCGGGCCAAACGGAGCCGAACCGGGCCGACCGGAGCCGAGAGAAACAGAACCGGAGCCAAACCGGGCCGAGCGGAACCCAGCGGAGCCGAACCGGACCAACCGGAGCCGAACCGGGCUGAGCGGAGCUGAACCAGAGCGACCGGAGCCGAGAGAAAGCGAACCGGCCCAACCGGAGCCCAACCGGAGCGAGCG